Molecule: messenger RNA, 2187 nt
Organism: Anneissia japonica
Lineage: Eukaryota; Metazoa; Echinodermata; Crinoidea; Comatulida; Comatulidae
Exons: 4
Coding region: 423-1682 (419 amino acids)
Biological process (GO): sensory perception of taste
Cellular component (GO): membrane
Source: RefSeq, a predicted model, not a curated record
AACUGAUGAAGUCCUAUUUAUGUGAUUUAAAUUUGACUCUCACUUAUACGCUGUCGUUUCUCGUCAUCAGUUUGUCAUACACGCAUGGAAACACUUUCUUCUGUUAACCUGCAAUGACUGUAGAGCCUACGCACACCAAAAUACGCUGGAUUUUGGGGUACUAAUGAUACAAUCUUGUGGGUACUAGAGAGUUUUAGGACUAACCCUCAACAUUUAGUUCAAACUACCGAUUUCUCCAUUAAAAUGGAAAACAAUAAUGCCUACUUGAUGACGAUGAAAUCAAAAAUUUAUUAAACAUAAAUUAGCACGUCAGUAACAACUUCUGUAUAUUUGUUAUUUUCAUAAAGAAAAAGACCUUCAUCAUCUCGUAAAGGGAAGCAUCAUUUAUUCUUGGACAAAGGGUCGUUCAAGCCUACCUCAAUAUGUAUGGAGACGUAAUUCAACACCCUAGAAACACCGAUGUUCCUACAAACCAAGUUCAUUCAGUAGAGGAUAACGCCACACCGAGUUCUGUGACAAGAGAAGAUCACCAUCUCUACUCUCAGUUGAAGAAUUAUAUGUUUUUUAUGAAGGUCAUUGGAGUAUUUCAUGAUCCUCCAUUCGUCGACGUGGGCAAGUUGGAAUCAACAUCCUGGAAAUCUUGGCAUGCAAUCGUUUCUCUAUUAAGCGUGUUUAACUUUGUAAGAUACAUUCCAGAAAUCUGGAAACCGGAUUUUUAUCCUGGAUUAACUUACAUUGAAAUCAUAAUGAGUGCAUUCUUUUUCCAUUGUAUGUGUAUAAUUAUCGCAUUUUAUGUAAUGUGCUCUAAAAAGAGUGGAUUUUUGGCUUUUUUUGAGCACAAUCAGAAAUAUUGUAACAGCAUCGAUAGUCGCAUCCUUCGCUGCGUCCCAGGAAAGAAACAGACCAAAGUUGAGGUAAAUAUUGCACUAGCAAUUACUGUCGUAUAUGCUGCCGUGUGCUUAGCUGUUCUACUAGUGUUCGCAUUGGUACUCGAAACCCCCGAUUACCACAUUCAGUCUGCCCCGUGGACAUCAACCGCCAGCCUAGUUAUUACUAUCACCAUCGGAACGCUUGUAACCAAUGCAUUCAUAGCAUAUACAUUCUUCUUUUGCCUCGUCUGUCGGUAUUUGAAAAAGCAGUUCAAGUUACUCGCAAAUACGUUCUCAGAAAUGCUAUUAGAAUAUGAGAAUGGCCGAUGUGAAUUUGUCGACGACCAAUUGUACGUGUCAAUUCGCAAACAGCACAACCACCUCUGUGACUCAGUCGUGAAAGCAGACGACUGUUUCUCAGUGUUUUUAUUGUCAAUUUGUUCAACUCAGAUCCCAUUAAUAAUAUUCUUAGCGUAUCAGUGUUUGUUUUCGCCUGGGAGUAUUGAUACAAAAUUCGGUUAUAUAUUUUGGCUUGUGCUUAACUGUUUCUUUGUCGGAUCGGUGACUAUUUAUGCAGCCCUACUUAACAGUGAGAUUCAUGACUUCAACGAUAAAGUAUACAGAUUGACUGUAUUCUCUACCAUGCCAUGUAACAACAGACUAAUUCCGAUACAUAUGUUGUUUUUAUCUCGCUUGAACGGUCCUCCUGUUGGAUUUUCGGUAUUUGGAUUGAUCACUAUCAACAAAGAAGUUCUACUGACGUUAGUUGGAAUGAUAUUUACGUACUUCACAAUAUUGGUGCAAUUCGAGUAAAAGCCAACCAACGAAGCGAUACUAUAACCUCAUCUAGUUUCAGAAUGGUGUAAUUUGCAGCGUAAUUUAGUUUUAUAAAGCGGCCUCCCUGGUCGGGAAAAUCCAAGAUGUAUGAACAAUGUAUACUUUUAAGAUUAGUUUAAGUAUUUAGGCAGGCUGCCCCAUAACGUACGGUACACAUGUAAAUGUUUUUCACCACUGUAGGCCUAUAAGUAUUCGAAUUUAUAGAUAGUGAAAAGUUAUGUUUAAAUUUAGGGUAGACCGAAUUACUUCAUUCUUGACUAUUUUCUGUACAUAAUAUAGCCUUGAUAUUUUAAUGUGUAAAAUAAGUAGUUCCGUAAUCUUAAGUAAAAAACUGUAUUUAUAAUUGAUGUACAUCAACAUAAAUGUAUAAAUAUAUUGUCCUUGUUGGAAAUCACUCGUUCUGUAGUUUCCGUGAUAGAAAUGUCUACAUUACUGAAUUACUCAAUUACUGAAUAAAUCAAUUGAGUUGAAAACACAUACA